CUGCCAGCGACUUGUCAGGAGAUACGUGCUCAGAGUGCUGCUUCACAGUUGCUCGAUGGCAACUACACGGUGCUGCUAGAUGGAUUCCCACUUAUCGUCUAUUGCCAUCAGAUGAACGAAACAAUCCCGAAGUCUUACAUCAAUUUAAAUGCGGAAACGAAUUUUGCUGAGGUUUACGGAAAGCGCUUGAUAUACCCACAUACUUGUCCAUUCAACGGUGAAAGGAACGAUUCAUGUCAGUGUUCUGACGAUGGAGAUGCAAAUGCCGGCUUGACUCAUUUCCACAAAGUUCGUGUCGAUCUGCUCAACCGGAAAAUCAACAUUAACGAUAUGGCUUUCUCCAACACACUCUACGGUUCAUUUGUACCGUACGGUACGGCUGGUGAUUGCUACAGCAUGAAGGAUUGUCCUCAGGGUCGAUUCUCUAUAGAUCUCCGUGGAACGGGGUUGAGAAUUGUUGACGAUUUACAGUGGGAAGACAAAGGGCAUCGAACCACGUCAAGAAUUGACAGAUCACAGAAUAACGCCGUAAUCGAUGGACGAUGUGGUGGUUACUGUGGCAAGUGUGCUCCCGACAAGUACAAAGGACUCGUGUUCAGCAUAGAUCAGAAACAACUGGUCGCUGACGGCAGCUGA
Angiostrongylus costaricensis is the source of this 636-nucleotide messenger RNA. Lineage: Eukaryota; Metazoa; Nematoda; Chromadorea; Rhabditida; Metastrongylidae. The record is from the annotation of a GenBank genome assembly.